Molecule: messenger RNA, 5976 nt
Organism: Neodiprion virginianus
Lineage: Eukaryota; Metazoa; Arthropoda; Insecta; Hymenoptera; Diprionidae
Exons: 10
Coding region: 787-3291 (834 amino acids)
Biological process (GO): apoptotic process involved in development; phosphatidylserine exposure on apoptotic cell surface; engulfment of apoptotic cell
Cellular component (GO): plasma membrane
Source: RefSeq, a predicted model, not a curated record
AUUCGCGAAAACUCGAAACAGUGGAAACGAUUUUGUCUGACAGUUUAAAAAAAUUACAAGUCGUAGCAUAUUAUGCUUUUAUUCGUACCAUUAAAUUGCAUCAAAGUUCAUGUUCAUGUAACACUGAGAAAUUGGCUUUGAUUUUUCAAGUACCGUGCGAUUCAAAUGACAACAUUUUCGGCGAUCGGCUUAACUGAGAGCCGUCCACAUCAUUGCCUAAUGCUGCUCUUACCGAUCGACCGAUUGUUAUGUACCGACCGAUUCCCGAUGCUCUUUUGUCAAUCCGAGGAUCGGUGUAGGCUGUAGGCCAUUUUAUCAGUGUGCUCUGCGUGUUUAGUAAGAAAAGUAUUCACAUUCCUCGUAACUAGCGCUGCAGUAGUAGAGCCUGUUACUUUUGAUUUGUGAAUCAACAGGGAUGCGCUCCACAGGUAGUUCUCAAGUGAUUUCUUUUUCGAUUUUCAUUAUUCGGCCGCUAUCGUAGGAAAAUAAAUUACCCGUCAAACACACUGGAAACAAUUAACAAUCGAAAAAUGUGAAAACAAUCGCGCUGAGUUGAAGUUUAAUAUGAAAUAGAUGUGAGCAUAGAGAUAACUGGAAAUCAGGACGAAGAUAGAAGAAGAAAUUCCACGCAUUCCAAAGCUGGACCAGGUUAACCAUCUACCACAUUAAAAAUGAUAUUUUUCCGCUCAGUUGCAAAUGAUACUUGAAGAACAUGCCAAUGAAUAGUCAAGAAAUUGAAUCGUGAAAGAGGUACCGAGGGUUACAAAUGGGCAGGGAAGGCCGAUUAUGGCCCAGCAGCAGCAACAACAUCAGCACGAGUUUUUGCCACUAUGUGACGUGCUGUUUAACAUAAUCUCACUGGCCUCUUACUUCUGUGAUGUUGUCUUUGACCUAGCAAUGGGCUAUGCUUUGGCCCAUCACGCUGCUGCACCAGACUGUUUUUUUCCUCUCAGUAUUACUUUUGUCAUUACAUCACUUGUUGUGUCUCAGAUUAUUAGUAUUCGAUGGUACCUUUGGGGUGCUCGAGGUAAGCUAACUGCUGCCAGUACUGGGACCCCUGACGAUCAUGGUAUUCAGAAGAAAGGUGGUUUGAUAGUUGGCUGUGUUUUGGUAUUACAUUCUAUGCAAGUCGGAGUCCUUUGGCGCUACUUCAAGCUUUUUAUUCCAGUCGAUCUCGUAUACGUCAAGCAUGAGGUUCGGGAGCUCUGUGUACUACGUCUGAUCCAUGCGUUCUGCGAGGCAGCGCCAAUGCUGUUGUUACAAUUGUAUCUACUAUCGACAGGAAUAACUGGAGAAAAUGAUGCAAAAGAAGAAGAGGAAGAAGAAAACGGGGGAAAAUUGGCUAAACUAACAGCAGUCUCAGCAGGAAUGUCUUUGUGGAGUGUUUGUUGGGCAGUUGCUAGUUUCAGUAAAGGGGCAGCCCGCUUACGGAACUUGGAACGACUUGUACUUACAUGGCUGGGGGUUUUAGCACAGUUAGCCUGGCGGCUUGGAACUGUUAGUGCACGUGUCGGAGCACUUGUCGCAUAUGCAUCGCUUUACGGAGGACAGUGGCUCUUGGUUGUUCUUGCCCUUCAUUGGUUGUCAAUGCUCACUUGGUUGCUGCUUACUCCUGACGGUCUGUUUCAUGGUGGAGAGCGUUUGCCGCUACCACGAAAAGCCUUUCUCGCUACCCUACUAGCAUUUGUAUAUGUUUUUGCCUAUGUCAACCUGCACGAAACAAAUCACCGACAAAAAAUGGGGAUAUUUUACACGGUUAUGUUCUUGGAAAACAGCCUACUGGUAGGGGUAUGGGCUACCGGUUUCCAUCGAAGUAGUCUUCACCCCAAUCCGAUUACCUUGGCCUUCACACUUUUUGCUCUCUUUUUUGGAGGUCUCUUUUUUAUGGCGCUCUAUUACAGGUUUUUUCAUGUACGCAGACUGAGGUAUGAGGCUGGGGGCCGCAUGAAUUCAACAAAUGGUAUGGCCACUUUUUGCAAGCAGGAAGAUAAUGAUGGAAAACAGAUGAAUUUCUUGGAAGAAAAAACAAAUGGCAUUGAAAUAGGGAUGAGAGGAGUGAAAUUGAGCAACGGUGGAAUUCCGGGAGUAUUCAAUUGCCGUUUUGCAAAUCCCACUGUGUCUAAUCUAAAUCGAAAAAAAAAAAAACCAACUUCUUUUGUGCCUCCGCCACAACCAUUGUCUUUGUUGACAAACGGUAUGGGUGAGCCAUGUCCUAGGAUAAAUAGUAAUGCCGGACCUCGGCAAUCAAUUCCUUUUUGGAGACGACCGCUGACCAUAGCUGUAACGCAGACACACAAUGACCAGGACUGGCCAGCUAUUGACACAUAUGACAUAGAUGCUGGUGUCAGUUUAGGAGGAUCAGUGAGCGCGAAUGACAUCAAAGAGAAAUUGCAGGAAAAGAAGCAACAACAGCUACGGGAAUUGAGAGCGAUUCAGGAAGAGAUUAAAUCAGGAAAGCUGGUACCACCGCCGUCAGCUUCAGCAUCUACAUCUGCGUCAUCUCCUUUAGCAACAAAUCAACAACCACCGCCAAAUGCUAAGCUGCACUCAUCUACCAGACCUCCUUCAUCAAAAUCCCCAUCUGACAUGAAUGAAAGCAUGACGCUAUCCUCUUGGCCACCGAUCAAAAUGGAUUGCCUCUCACUUCCUCUGCCAGCCGCAUCUAUAUAUUAUCCGCCCAAUCCCUGGAAAGCUUCACAACGAGAGAGAGCUGUUACCCCAGAGAUUUUACUCGCUCCUCAAUGCCUACCAUGUUAUCCGCAUUGGACACCACCAGGACAUCUUAGUCUCAGGUUGGGUUCGAAUCAGAACGAAGAGGAUAAAACUUGUAAUGAAAAUGGCGAGUUUUCUAUUGAGAGUAAAUGUGACAGUGAUGUGGAAGGCAGUCAGGUAUCGCUGCCAAGAAGUUACACACUUCCUAAGGAAUUUAAGUAUAGUAAUGGGCUCGGUAUUGUCAAGGCUCGAGGACAGCGAGAGUACAGAGGAAGCAACAAGCCACCGCCAUCUCGUUAUUAUCUUCCCUCGACCAACAGCUCAGACGAUGGCGACGUGGAUAGCGCGGAUAAUGAAGAAGAAACAGACUCUGAGUUGCGAAUACAUAGUAAUAACAAUCAUGCUCACAACAAUAAUCAUCAACUACGUUUUCAGUCUAAUAGAAACAAUACCGUGGAACCCCCGACUUCAGUUCCUGCGAUUACUUUAACAAGUUCUUGUUAUUUGAGCAGCACAUACGGUGCCCUUAGACCAAAUCAACUACUCAGAGCGAAAGUUAAGCACGAAACUAAGUUGUAAAUUAUAGAAUUUUACAAAAUAUUUAAAUAAUAUUAUAUAUACAAGACAGGCACCAAUCGGUGUUAACAAAUAUCGUAACCCAGUGUCUUACUAACAAUAAAACUGAUGAGCGGGCAUGACUGUUAAUUACAGAAUCAUCAGAACGAUCAAUCUCUUUCAAUAGUAAUACGGAGUUGAAUUUUUAACGAUACUUUUUUGCACAAUGAGUUCACAGAGUGUGUAUUAAGAAAAACUCUCUAGAUAUUCUUGAUUUAAAUAUCUGCCCUGGCUGGAAUACAUUUCGUGGAGAUGAAAAAAUCUCCGAUUGAUUUGACCAAGCCUGGAAUUGGAGAUCCGACGUUCCACAGAGCAGGUUUGGAAUGAUGGUCUGUUGGUAGUUCACUUCAUAAAAUUCCAUUUUUAAUACCCUACCUUUCAGGAGUUAUGGUAAAAAAAUUUAUUUUCGUGAAAUUGUUUUGUAAAAACCAUCGUUUUUGGUGUGCAAGUGUCUGUUUGAAUGUUUACAAAUUAUAAUACAUCAAAUACUUGUGACUCCAUUUAUCUUAUCUCUUUGAGUGUACUGACCAAAAAUUUCAUUUUAAGGCUGGUAUAAAACAUUGGCCUGUAUCGAAAUUCAAAAACAAUCUAGUUUCAUUUGGUUUUCUUUCGCUUUAAUUUCGCUUACCCAAAAAACAUCUUACCAAUCUUAUUUUUCUAGAUAACAUUUUUUUCAUAUUAUGUACUUUAACAUUCUAUUAUUUAAUUAAAGAAAUACGCAUAAAUGCGUAUCUUUGUAAAUAUAUUCUACUUAUUAGUUAGUAUCUGAGUAAGAAAAUGAUUUCAGUUGUACAUUUAUAAUGACUGUAAGUCUUACGAUUAGCAGUGAAAAAGUAAAAAGAACAACGACUAUGUUGGCCGUUACCUAAUGAUUGUAUAUAUAUUUCAAGUUAAAGAUAGGAGAAAAGAAGUGGCAUCGAUGCGGGAUUCACUUGAGAGAGAUAAUCUCAUUGAUGCGCCUUUAUCCGGCCCGUGCAUUGUAGGUGCAGAUAAAUGAAGGUCGAUUGUAUUUUUCUUUUAUGACGAACGUUACCGCUUGAAAGGCAUAGGAUUGAAUCUAACACAUGCAGAGCAAUCACGCGGAAUUCAGUGGCUCGAUCGAGGCCUCAGAAUCGAUAAGAUCGAUCCGAAUUCAUUCUCUUUGUACAGGAGCUCAAGUAAAACGUCACGUGUAAUUUAGUAGGAGAUGGAAAACGUCGAUAGGGUAGAUAUCUUCCCAUCUGCUUACACACAUAUAGCUAAGUUCUCCCUGGUUGCGGUGUGGAAUCGCUACACACGCUCCGACCAUUGACUACUGAAUAUUGACUAUUGGUUAGAAUCCGGCUCGAGACCAAUCUUGGGGUGCAGGGCUUAAACGAGAUUUAUAGGCAAUCGGGUGAGGACAUCCCACUCGCCUUUGUCAGGAGCACGAGACCAUUGUGCCUAACAUUAGAAUUUUACACGUCCUCAAAGACUUUCACGUGAUGCUAAUAAUAAUGCUUUAUAUUUUAUUUUUUUAGAAUUUUUUUAGUAACUUAUCAAUGCACUUCGUGACGAUCAUAUUAUUAUACAAUUACAACAGUAAUGCUUUACGGCAUUCCUUGCCUUAUAUUGACCCAAUAUAAUAUUAUUAUUUUCCUACAUGGUACUACAUUUCCGUAUUGUUUUUUUCAGGCAUUCCUGACUUGCAUAUAAUUUUUUGUUUUCACACAAAUUUCCGACGGUUAUCGACAAGAAGUCUCUCGGAAAAUUGAUACCAUGAAACAAGAGCUCUAGAAUGAAGGAAAACUGCGGUAGACGAAUUCCAAGUGAAGAUACAUUAUAUGAAUUACGAAUGAAAGUUCGGUGAGUCGUGCUUUUACUAGUGGAUCGAAAAGUAGACCAUAAAAAGUAGAAAUUGAUUGUCACGAUUUCUCGAAUACGUGAUUGAAAGAAUUUUACGACAUUAUCUUCCAUCGACUAAAUCGCUGGCUAUUUAUCAGGACACAAGUUGAAGGAAUACCGUUUCCAUUAGUAAUCUUUUUUUUUCCUCUUCGCAGUCUUAGCUCUAAACGUUUUACAUGUUAACAAAUGAUUCAAUCCCAUUUACGCUAGUUUUCACUGUUUGCGGACAGAUCAUUCAUACACAAUAUACCUGCUUACGUAAUAUCCAAAAAGUACUCACUUUAAAGGAAUGUGCAUACAUUGUUUUUACAUUAUUUCCUAGAUCUUUUUUGUGCCCGUUGAUUGUUAGGUAAAUAUAACCAAACGUACCAGAUUAUUGGCCAAAGAUUACGGCCAUAAACUACGAUGUAAAAGCCCAAGGUGACUUUAUGGCUUUUUAUCAUCCGCCAGUCAACCGCAGCGACAAAUUUACCGUCUGUUAUUUUCAUUUUCAUUUUUUGCCAUCGCAUGCACAUUUUAGUUUUUGUAUGUUUACGAAAUUGAUUUUAGUCUGACGAGUAUAAUAUGUUGGGUAUAAUUGUAACCGUGUGUAACAUCAUCUAACGAUGUGUAUUACGUAACGUAUUAACUUCUGACUUGUCAUAUAGUGUGUCUAAUGCAGUGGCAAUGCAAUCCUUCUAUAUUUUUAGACGGAUUUCAUUUUGGCCUACGCGUAACGCAAUUCAUGGAGAAAUAAUCGAUCCCUGCCGAGGGUAGUCAGUCAUGCUGCAGUUAUCUCGCAUUUUU